Molecule: messenger RNA, 845 nt
Organism: Bipolaris sorokiniana ND90Pr
Lineage: Eukaryota; Fungi; Ascomycota; Dothideomycetes; Pleosporales; Pleosporaceae
Exons: 1
Coding region: 74-625 (183 amino acids)
Source: RefSeq, a predicted model, not a curated record
CUUGCAUCGCGCAAUCGGAUAUGCGCGAUGCUCUCUGGCUGCCGUCUCACAAAUAUGUAUAUAUGUAUGUUCCAUGCAAGCGACCUUCGGGAAUCUCAAAAGGCUGACGAAAGCGCGCGGACGAGCGUGCCGCGUCGAGUAUAUGGCAAGGGUUGGAAGCGACGAAGGAUUGCGGCGUCAAACGCCAGGCAGCCCUAGAUCACAGUCGCCUGUGUGGUUGAGUGCCUGUGGUGGACAUUUGGCCUUCCUACCAUACUACUGUGUAGACCCUCCACCAACACGAGACGCGCCCCAUCUCCACCAACGCUUUUCGCCCUAUGCAGUCAGAAACCGGGCUUUCUUUCCUUCUUCCCAACGGGCAGCCAGGGCUCCUUCUCCUCCUGUUCACACGCAUCAUCAUCAUCAUCCAUCCCCAAUCCACAUGUUGUUGCCCGUUCCUCAUUUACCCACGAAACACCCAAUCAUAGCCGCUCUGCGCCUACGGGUCACCUCGAAGCGACGCUGCAUCUGUACAAAUACCCGGUCAUCAUGCGGGCGCAGCCCCGCGGAAACUCAACCAAUCCACCCCCUUGCGUUGUACGACCAAGCUGCUAUUACCCAGUUCCCACCUUGCCUGGAAAUCUGACAUGUCUCAGUGGGUGGAUUGGCCUUUUUCUUCAUGGGGCCCGCUGGCGAAGCAUAUAUUCCAAGUCUUAGAUAUGGAUCGCAUGGGGGCUUGAUUAAAUUAAAUUGACCCCUCCAUUCCCUCCGCCGCCUUGCCGUAGUAUGCAAAACUCCACUUUAGUUAGCCACCCACGCCGCAGCCACUUCUUUCUCCGCGCGUGUUCCUGGCUUGUUUUAUGGUG